Molecule: messenger RNA, 2291 nt
Organism: Mytilus trossulus (common blue mussel)
Lineage: Eukaryota; Metazoa; Mollusca; Bivalvia; Mytilida; Mytilidae
Product: tolloid-like protein 1
Exons: 7
Coding region: 535-1314 (259 amino acids)
Molecular function (GO): protein binding
Source: RefSeq, a predicted model, not a curated record
UGGAGACUCAGUUCACCUUGCAUAACAGAAUAGGUUUUAGUACGUAGAAAAGAAUGAACGUACUAGGCUACUUUUUACAUGUGAGAGUAAUAGAUCAUGUUUGUCGUUUUAAUUAAAAGUAAAAUGAUACAGAAAUACGAAAAUGUCAUUUAAAUGAAUUUGCCAGUGAAGCGAAGCGAAAAGUCUAAAUCCCUUUGGUAUAGUUCUCAACACAUUCUACAUUAAUUUAAACUCUGGAUUUUAAAGACAUUGAAAGCAGAGUGGAUUAUCCAAAACAAAAUUUAAAUCGUCAGUCAAUAAACGGUAUACAUGGAGGAUACAUGGGAAUAUGUCGGGUAGAAUGAAUUAUAUUAAACGAUUUAGACGAUAGAUAUCAUUGUAUGGAAUUAAAACAAUGGGAGUAUAUUAAAUGUCUUAAUAUUAUAUUCAAUCAAUUGGAACUAUUAAAUAAUAAAGAAGUGAUCAGAUCAGACGGGCUCACUAAAACAGUUAACGCUGGACCGACAUGAGGGCUCAACUUGAACCUGUAUAGAUAUGUGGAAAAAUCUGGAUUUAUUAAAAUAUUCGAAAAAUGUUGUCUUAUUAGCAACAGUUUGGCUUCAAUGCUUCGUUUUACUAGUCAGAGGUUGUGGACAAUACAUAGAACUUGGUAGUUCAUCUACCAGUAGUAUAUCGAUAUCAAACUCAUAUGCCCCUUAUUCCAACUGUAUAUGGGUUGUUGUAGCAGAUAGUGGAUAUCGUGUAGAACUCAACAUAUCGUCCUUUGUAGGUCAGGAGUUAAGUGGAAGUUGUGUAGACUAUAUAACGGUCAGGGACGGUAGUGAUAGCGCAGAUGAAGUAUUAGGUAAAACAUGCACAACGUUAACUAAUUCCAUAGUAACUUCCACUGCUCGGUGGAUGUGGGUUCAGUUUAAAAGUGAUGGCGAGAUAACAACUUCCGGUUUGACAGCAAAGCUUUCUACAGUAUACGCAGGUUCCGUCAUAAGUAAUUAUUCUUCACCUUUAGAAAGUUGUAAAAGUUUUCAAUAUGAAUGUGACAAUCGUAUAUGUUUAACGCGGGCCUAUUUAUGUGAUGGGUUUGAGGAUUGUGGGUGCAGUGAUUGUGACGAGUCUGCGUGCACUGGACUACCAUUUAGUCGAUCUGAGCUUAUGGGAAUGAGUAUCGGCAUAGGAUCAUUUCUUUCGAUUGGAAUUUUUGUCUUUUCUUGUAUGUAUGAAAGAUACAGGAAGCUAAAAGCAAUAAGGCAAGGACACUUAGAGAUGGAUCCACUUGCUGGAAAUUCAAAGAAAGCGAAAAUUGCUUGGCAUAAAUGAGGAAAAUUCUUUUUUAGUCAUAACAUUCGUAACAUUAAAAAGAAUGACUGUUCCCAUGUCACGAAUUUUAUAUUACUACUAGAGGUUGACUACAACAUUAAGGUUUAAUAAUGUGCAUCAAUGUUAGAAACAAGAAUGAUAGUACUGAUCCCAAAAUACGUCCAUGUCUUCCUAGGUGAUAUGAAUACAAACGAAUGUUGUUAUGUCAAUUAUAUAUCAUGAUCAAAAAGAAUGUAAUAUAUUGCUUUUAAGAGGUUUAAUGUUUUACGACUAAACUCAUUGGACGAUAUAACUCAUACACUGUUGAACUCAGUUGUUUAUAAGUUUCAUGGUUAAACUGCUAAGGUAUAAUAUGUUGUCUUUUGAAUUUUUUUUAUAUAUUAAAAUCCAUGCAAAAUGGUUUACUUUAUAAAGUGCUAAAUUUCAGCCUUACAUGAAAUCUUCGAAAGAGUGUGCAUCAUAUGUAAGAGGUUCCUUUGUCUAUUUUAUUUGAAAUAUACCCACAGCUAUGCCAAAUUGUUCAUCAUGAUUAGAAGUGAUACUUGCCUAUUUGCAAGUCUAUCUAUGUAGGAUAAAAAUUAACUGAGUUGCAUUACCCAUUCAAUUUUUCCUGUCAAUUCAGUUAUAAAAAUCGAGCUUGUCAAAAUGUAGCCCUUUGUGCUCGACGUGGCCGUUUAAAUCGACCGGAUUUUUUUUUACUUAAAUUAAUUAAAACGUGAAUUAAAUGUUAUAAUGAUAAAAGUUCAUUUCAUUGUUUAUUCAUAGACUGUCAUAAAGUUUAAUACAAUCUGAUUUGAUUGAAAACGCAUUUGUGACAUGUUGGAAAUCUGAUUCCUUAAUGGUUAUUGUUAAUUACUUUUAAUUAUUUUUUUUAAAAAGGUCAAAGUAAUCUGUUCUUUUUACUCAUUUAAGAUUCGAAUUGUUAAACAACUGUACAUUUUCUGCAUAUCUUUGCUUUAAUCUGUGAAAUAUCUAUG